CGCUCCAGCAAUGGCGCAGCCGGAAGCCUGCCCGGGACUUCCUCACCCCGCCUAUCCCCGCCUGUGGGCGGGGCCCGAGCGGAGCGGCUUCCGCCUUCUCCUUCCUGCCUGGUGAAUUCAAACCUCUCCAAAGUGUAUGGUCAAACUAAAGAAGACAAGAACCAAUACCAUCUGAAUUGUGACUGGCUCGCUGAUAUUCCUAGGAAAAAUUAGAGAUCACUACUCCAGCAUAAGCCCCAGUUUCCUGCUUGCUACGAAGAUGCUUGAUAUAAAGGCUUGGGCUGAGUAUGUAGUGGAGUGGGCUGCCAAGGACCCAUAUGGCUUCCUUACAACAGUUAUCUUGGCCCUUACACCACUGUUCCUAGCCAGUGCUGUACUGUCCUGGAAGCUAGCCAAGAUGAUUGAAGCCAGAGAGAAGGAGCAAAAGAAGAAACAAAAACGCCAAGAAAACAUUGCAAAAGCUAAACGACUAAAAAAGGACUGAAGGAGUGAACAGACUCUGCAACUAGAGAAAAAUCAUCUGGAAAAUUCUGCAGGACUCACUAAGGUUCCAGUAGAUUUCAUGAUAGUCUUAUUUAAUCUGACCGAAUGGAAGUGUCAUGUUCUGACCUCAAUACUUUAGUAACUUUUAGGUUUUGGAAACAGAAGCUUGUUGGAACCCACUGACAAGUAUUUAAGUUAGCAUUUAUCAUACAGGUGGAGCAUACCCUAAUGUGAAAAUUCAAAACUCGGCACUGUAAAAUCGUAACACCUGUGUUCAGACAUGAUGCCGAGAGUGAAAAAUCCGACGCCCUAUUUUGUGAUGGGUUGCAGUGAAAAUACAGGUGCGCUCAGAAACACACAAGACUACCAUCAAUCCAUGAGAAACAUAAAUUAACCUUAUGUUUACAUUUGGAAAACAUCCCUCCCAUCUAAAAUGGAAAAAAUAAAACAUUACUGGUCCCAAGCACUUUUGUCUGCUUAACCUGAAGUAAAAAUUCUUUAAACUGUCAUUUGCCAUUUUGGAGCUUAAUGUACUCAGGUAAAAACCACCAUGUAGAGAAAAUGGUUUUAGAUCAUGAAUCCUAUUUAAAUGGUAGUUUAAAAUGGGGUUCAGAUCUGAACAGAGGAUAUUAGGAGUGUAAAAGAAAAGUUUACUUUGGCUUAAAAGAGAUAAAGUAUUUAGUCACUAUUUUAAAGUCAUUGCUUAUUUUUUUGGAAUGGAAGCAUUACUGACUUUCUCAAAGGAAGAUUUUAUUAAUGAUUAUGGCUAUUUGCACUCUUAUGAUAUCAGCCCUGAACACAGCUGGCAAUGACCCAAGACAUUUCUUUAGUUUAGAAACUCAUGUAUGCUUCUCAUUAUUUUGAUCAUGGAUAGGACUUUUGUACUUCGAAUACCGCCCUUUUCUUGAGUGAGUUAGAAGAAGAGUAAUAUGAUUUAAAGCCAGCGGUGAAAAUGCCACAUGCUUUUGAUACCUGAUUUUUCUUAUACUCAUUAGAACUGUGAUAUAGUUAAUGUCACCAGAUAAUCUGCUGAUCGCAUAGACACUACUUUUGUUUUCAUUCUUUUUCUAACUAAUAGGUAGUGAUGCCCCGUUACUUUUUACUCAUACAGGUUCUAAGAGAAAAUAAAAAUUUCCAAUUUAUGAAGUCAUACUUUAAACCAAUAAAGGUUUAAAUUUGGGAGAAUUUUCAUGGGUGUAGCAGUGAUGGCAGGAACUGCAAUAAAAUGGCAAGUAUAAAGUCAGGGAACUUUCAGUGUCAAAGACCCUAGAGACCAUUAAACAUGUAUGUUUUAAAUGCAUGGCCCAGUAACUAUCCAUUGUGGUAUUUAACUGCUUAUUAAUGUUUUCUGUACCUCUGAUAAUGAAUUUUAAGUGACAGUAAUUGUCAAAGUCUUAGUAAAAAUGAAGCUAAAUAUUGAAAUAAAUUUGAUACAUUUUUAUAAA
Messenger RNA from Mesocricetus auratus (golden hamster), 1928 nucleotides. It is a transcript of the gene Smim15, whose product is annotated as small integral membrane protein 15. The transcript is spliced from 3 exons. The coding region runs from base 260 to 484 and encodes 74 amino acids. Lineage: Eukaryota; Metazoa; Chordata; Mammalia; Rodentia; Cricetidae. The record is from RefSeq and is a predicted model, not a curated record.